AUGGCCGACGGCGAUCUGAAAGAUGCGGCGCUCAAUAGCACGGAGGACUUCUACGAGUUGCUGGGCGUCACGAGCACCGCCAGCGAGACGGAAAUCCGAAGCGCAUGGCGAAGAACAGCGCUGAAAUACCACCCGGAUAAGGUAGGAGCCAACGACAAGGAGGCGGCCGAAAAGUUCUAUCUGCUCCAAAUCGCGCUCGAUGUCCUCUCCGACGAAAAUCUACGGCCUCUCUACGACAAUGCGCGGCGAGCGCGAGAGGAGAAGAAGCAGCGCGAUGCUGCCUAUGAUGUUCGCAGGAGAAACCUCAAAGAGGAUCUGGAGCGACGCGAAAGCGCGGGUGUUGCUGGUCUCAAGCGAAAGCGAGGUCAGGAACAGGAGGAGGACAAAUUGCAGCGAGAGCUGGAACGAUUAGCCGCUGAUGGAGCCAGGCGCAGGAAGCAGCGUGAAGAGGAGCUACGGAAAGGAAUGCAGGAAGGCCUUGGCCGUGACAGCAGUGAGGAGAAGCAAGCCACGCCAAAUGGCGCACCGGCGAAGGUUGGAGUGGAAGAGGUCGAUCGUACCAUAAAGCUACGAUAUCCUACCAACACUCUGGACGAGGAAGCCCUCAAGAAGCAAUUCAGCCGAUUUGGCAAAAUACAGGACAUUGUGUUGAGGAACAAGAAGAUCAAGGUCGAAGGCGAGAAACACAGGAGGGACUUCACGAUUGCACUCAUCGUCUUCGAAAGUAUUGUCGGGGCCCACGCGGCUGUCACAGACACGCCUGAACUAGCAAAGAGUGCGGGCGAACCAUGGGGUGCUUUCGAGGAGGUCAAGUGGGCGAGCGGGAAAGAGCCGGAUUACAUCCCCAAGCCGAAGUCGAGCGAUACACCCGUCGCAAAAGCGAAGAACGACUUCCCGACUCGGAUUGGCGCGCCGCAAGCAUCUCCUGUCACUGCGGUCACGGAGAGAAUCAAGAAUUCGGACCCGGGUCUGAAGAGAGUACCUUCGUUCGGGAGCUUCAAAGGAACACCAAAGGCGUCUGUGGGCCAUGGCGGACUGCAUGUAGCCGGUAGUCCGAGUUCAGAGGAGCUCAUGAUGAUGCGACUGAAGAAUGCUGAGAGGAAGAGAUUGGCGGAGCAAAUCCAGAGAGAAGAGGCAGCUGAGGCUCAGGACGCGUGA
Molecule: messenger RNA, 1158 nt
Organism: Lecanosticta acicola
Lineage: Eukaryota; Fungi; Ascomycota; Dothideomycetes; Mycosphaerellales; Mycosphaerellaceae
Source: the annotation of a GenBank genome assembly